Messenger RNA from Pelobates fuscus (common spadefoot toad), 1464 nucleotides. RefSeq names its product pancreatic lipase-related protein 2-like. The record is from RefSeq and is a predicted model, not a curated record. Gene Ontology annotation, biological process: lipid catabolic process. The coding region runs from base 1 to 1464 and encodes 487 amino acids. Gene Ontology annotation, molecular function: protein binding; triacylglycerol lipase activity. Lineage: Eukaryota; Metazoa; Chordata; Amphibia; Anura; Pelobatidae. The transcript is spliced from 13 exons.
AUGAGCAGGUAUAAUGAAGGGAAUGACAAGACACCAUGUGGAUCCGUAAGGCAUUUCCGAAGCUGGAGCCGCAGAAGCCAUUCUGGUCUCAUUGUUACAGGGAGAGAGGUCUGCUAUCGUGACAUUGGAUGUUUUACCGAUGAUAAACCAUGGUCAGGAACUCUACAGAGGCCAAUCGCCCGCUUACCGUCCUCUCCAGAAAGCAUUAACACUCGCUUCUUGCUACAUACUAAGGAAAACCCAGAAUCAUUUCAGCUGGUCAGUGCUUCAAGUCCACUCACAAUUUCAGCAUCGAGUUUUAAGUCCACCCGGAAAUCUCGAUUCAUUAUCCAUGGGUUUACUGAUGACGGGGAGAAUAAAUGGAUGCAAGAUAUAUGCAAGGCUCUGCUACAAGUGGAGGAUGUGAAUUGUUUCUGCGUUGACUGGAGUGGUGGAUCGCGCACAGUUUACACCCAGGCUUCCAACAAUGUCCGUGUCGUGGGAGCAGUAGUCGCCCAUUUUAUCGACACUCUAGUGAACAAUUUCGGCUACUCUCCUUCUCAAAUACACGUCAUCGGUCACAGUCUGGGCGCACACGCUUCCGGAGAGGUUGGAAAAAGGAGGCCAGGAAUUGGGAGAAUUACCGGUUUGGAUCCGGCAGAGCCCUAUUUCCAGGGAACCCCAAUUGAGGUCAGAUUGGAUCCAUCAGAUGCACAUUUUGUUGAUGUCAUCCAUACAGAUGGUUCUUCAGUCAUAGGCAAUGCAGGAUUAGGCGGUUAUGGAAUGAGUGACAUGGUUGGACAUCUGGAUUUCUUUCCUAAUGGAGGAGAGCGCAUGGCCGGAUGUAAUCAGAAGUCACCUAACAGAAUGAUUGACAAUGACGACAUGAGGGGAGGAGUUAGUGAUGCCUUUGCAUGUAAUCAUCUGCGAAGUUACAGAUAUUACACUGAGAGUAUCCUCUCCCCAGAAGGGUUUACUGGAUACCCUGCCGAUUCCUAUGAAGCUUUCAAACUGGGUGUUGGAUUCCCAUGUCCCAGCGGUGGUUGUCCUUUAAUGGGUCACUUUGCAGAUACAUAUAAAGGAGUCACUGGGAGAAAUCAAAAGUAUUUCUUGAACACUGGAGACCAAAAGCCCUUUUCACGCUGGAGAUACAAGCUAACUGUCCAGGUUAAAGGAGAUAGUAAUGUGCUGGGGUAUUUCCAGGUUGCAUUGCUUGGAAAAUCUGGAACAUCUGAGAAACAACAAAUUCACAACGGACACAUCCGCAUUGGCAGCUCAUACACGGCUUUCAUCGAUGUGGAGACUGAUGUUGGAGCCCUCACUAAAGUAAAAUUUUACUGGAAGAACUCCUUCCUCAACUUGUUUAAGAACUCAUUAUAUCCUGAGAAGAUCACUGUGCAGAAUGGAAACGAUGGCCAGGUAUAUUCUUUCUGUGGAAAGGAAAAUGUGAAAGAGCAAAUGCAGACGAUCGAACCUUGUGUCUGA